AUGGGUGGUGAUGAAGGUACUGCUGUUCAAAACAAAAUGCAACAAGAUUUAAAAUUACUGGAUACGAGCAAGCUAACAGCUUUGUCACCUGAAGUUAUCAGUCGCCAGGCAACAAUUAAUAUUGGUACGAUUGGACAUGUAGCUCACGGAAAAUCAACAAUUGUUAAAGCGAUAUCAGGUGUCCAAACUGUACGUUUCAAGAACGAGCUCGAACGUAACAUCACUAUUAAGCUUGAAGCACGUGCAGCUGAGACGACAACCGGUGAAUUGGCAGAUGUACCUGGGCAAGACGAUACAAGUGACAUGCCGCCAAUAUCUUCCAAACGUAGGAGAUCAACAUCACGUACAAGAUCAAGCAUAACACCACCACCACCGGCGCCAAAACGUUCACAUCUUGACAUAAUUGUUUCGCCUACUAUUCAAACAAACCAAACAAAUAAUCAACUAAUGAUAGCUAAUCCGUUAACACCAGAACCAACUCCAUCUCCAUCACCAACAAUUUCGGAAACUAUUGACCCGGUUGCUCAAAAUAUUCAACUUAAACAAUGCCAUAAUUACAUGAAGCAAUUAAUUAAGCGUCAUCGCUCGGUUAACAAUAUUAAUUUCAAUAACGACGAAUUAAUUAAUAAUUGUAAAAUAUAUUUUCGAAUUAAAGAUGAUAAUAAUGAGACUAAGACUGACGAUGCAAACAGUCUCGAUGAUGCAAGUAAUGUUCAAGAAGCAUCCAAAAAUAAAGCGAACAAUGUGAUUAAUUGUAAAGGAAUUCCGGAUAUUAAGACAAUAACUGAAAAAAUAAAAGCAGCAAUACUAAGCUUGAUGUACAGCACAGCACGACGUGAACAGUUAGAUUCACUAAAUGAUUGGAAACGUGAAAUAAAUAGUAUAACAAAUGGUAAGCCAAUAAUUGGAAUUGAAAACAAUGUUGAUUUAGAGCUAGCGCCAACGGAUUUUUUUUACAUCGAAGAUUACUUACCUGGAGCAGGUGUUAUUAUACCGGAUGAACCACCAAUUGGAUGUGAAUGUACAUCAUGCAAUGCCAAUAGUGACUGUUGCUUUCAACAAAAUGACAGUUUGUUUCCUUACACAAAUGCUUGUCGUGUUCGUGUACCAGCUGGCACGCCAAUUUACGAAUGUAACAAACGUUGUCGUUGCAACGACCAAUGUCCAAACCGUGUUGUUCAACGUGGUUCACAUUUAAACCUCUGUAUUUUUCGCACAAAUGGACGAGGCUGGGGAGUUAAAACUACAAAGCAUAUUAAAAAAGGGACAUUUAUCACUCAAUAUGUCGGAGAAGUUAUAACAAAUGAAGAAGCCGAAAAACGUGGAAAAGAAUAUGACGCUGCCGGGCGCACUUAUUUGUUUGAUCUGGAUUACAACGAGUCUGAGCACUGCCCUUACACAGUUGAUGCUGCUGUUUACGGAAAUAUUUCCCACUUUAUUAACCACUCGUGUGAUCCAAAUGCCGCUGUCUACGGAGUAUGGAUCGAUUGUCUUGAUCCUAAUUUACCUAAAUUAGCAUUAUUUGCUACGCGUGAUAUUUUUAAAGAUGAAGAAAUUACAUUCGAUUACAUGCGCGAAGCAAGUGGCAAAGAAACUGAUAGUUCUAAAGACGUUAAUAAUUCUGGAAUUGGAGGAACAAGUGGUAAUAGUGGAGGUGAUUCUUUAUUGCGACAACGCUUGGAAUUACCCUCCUCGUACAAUAACGAAGAUGAUGAUAAAAUAAAAAACCGUACUAGAUGGUACGCAAAUGCAAAAAUUUACCAUUGUGAUAAUCCAAAAUGUCCCCGGCCAACUUGCUACAUUUCUGGUGGAUCCAGCAAGGAUGACUCAUUUCCUUGUAUUCGGCCUGCUUGCUCAGGACGAUUCCAAUUAGUAAGACAUGUUUCGUUUGUCGAUUGCCCUGCGGGUAAUGAAUCAUGCCCACAGCCACAAACAUCGGAACAUUUGGCUGCAAUUGAAAUUAUGAAAUUGAAGCACAUUGUUAUAUUGCAAAAUAAAAUUGACUUAGUAAAGGAAGGUCAAGCACGAGAGCAAUACGAACAAAUUUUAAAAUUCGUUCAAGGUACUGUAGCUGAAGGCGCACCAGUGAUUCCUAUCUCAGCUCAAUUGAAGUACAACAUUGAAGUACUCUGUGAGUACAUUGUCAAAAAAAUUCCGGUUCCCCUUCGGGACUUUACUUCAGAACCACGUUUAAUCGUAAUUCGAUCAUUUGAUGUCAACAAACCCGGCUGUGAAGUAGAUGAUCUUAAGGGUGGUGUUGCUGGUGGUAGUAUUUUGAAGGGAGUUUUGAAGGUGGGAAUGGAAAUUGAAGUACGCCCAGGAUUAGUAUCGAAAGAUGGUGAAGGAAAAUUAACAUGUCGUCCCAUAUUUUCCCGUAUUGUGUCAUUAUUUGCUGAGCAAAAUGAAUUACAAUUUGCUGUCCCUGGUGGAUUAAUUGGUGUUGGAACAAAAAUUGAACCAACUCUUUGUCGUGCCGAUCGUUUAGUUGGACAAAUAUUAGGAGCAGUUGGUGCUUUGCCUCAAAUAUUUACUGAAUUGGAAAUUUCCUACUAUCUUUUGAAACGUUUGCUUGGAGUCAGAACUGAAGGAGAUAAAAAAGGAGCUAAAGUACCAAAACUGUCACGUAAUGAAGUUUUGCUUGUUAAUAUUGGAUCAUUGAGUACCGGCGGACGUGUUAUAGCCACAAAAGCUGAUUUGGCUAAGAUUUGCUUGACCAACCCUGUCUGUACUGAGGUUGAUGAAAAAAUAGCAUUGUCAAGACGUGUUGAGAAACACUGGCGUUUAAUUGGUUGGGGACAAAUUCGUGGAGGCGAUACUAUCAAACCUGUAAUCGAUCGUCAAUAA
Messenger RNA from Cotesia congregata, 2844 nucleotides. The record is from the annotation of a GenBank genome assembly. Lineage: Eukaryota; Metazoa; Arthropoda; Insecta; Hymenoptera; Braconidae.